Messenger RNA from Neltuma alba, 696 nucleotides. RefSeq lists its product as uncharacterized. The transcript has 4 exons. Bases 1 to 696 code for a protein of 231 amino acids. Gene Ontology annotation, cellular component: membrane. The record is from RefSeq and is a predicted model, not a curated record. NCBI's taxonomy places the organism in Eukaryota, Viridiplantae, Streptophyta, Magnoliopsida, Fabales, Fabaceae.
AUGAUUGCAAAAGCACUAUUGACAGUGGCUAAAUUAGGAAAUGUUGAGUUUUUGUUUAAGGUAUCAACAGCAAAUCCAGAAUUAAUCUCAAUGGUCACUUUUUCUCAACGAAAGGGGCAUGCUUUCUUCAAUGCUGUUGAAUAUCAUCAAGCUGAGAUUUUUAGCCUUCUCCGUGGGUUUCACUUUAGGAAUGUGCUAGCAGCAAUGUUCAAUGAGAAUCAUGAUAACUUGCUGCACACAGCAGCCAAGUUGGCUCCUGCUUCCCAACUUAACCACAUCCCUGUUCCCACCUACUUGGACCUAACGGCAGUAGAGAGUGUGGUGAAUCCUAGAAUUGAGCUUCGUCUAAACAAAGAAGGGUUGACUCCUCUGGACUAUUUCAAAAAGAAUCACAAAGAACUCAGGAAUGAAGGAGAGAAAUGGAUGAAAGAUACUGCAUCUUCUUGCUCAGUUGUUGGUGCUUUAAUCGUUACCAUUGUGUUUGCCACAGCUUUUAUUGUUCUAGGUGGAAACGAUCAAGCAUCUGGGUAUCCAAUAUUUUUGAAGGACAGGAAUCCUCACGUCACGCUAUGCAGAAGAACACUUCCUUUAUUCCUUACCCACAAAAUUGAUCAUAGGCCUUUCUACGCUUUUUCUCUCAAUUGCAACUAUGCUGGUAGCCCUUUCCGCAACAAUAAUCAUCAUGGUGCAACAUAA